AUGAGUGUUGGUGCUGUCUUAUCCAAAGUUUCUUUAGCAGGAGCAGUGGGAAUAACAAAAGAAAAACGAGAUGAUUAUGAGAAUUUAUUAAAAUACUGUAGUCCUGCUGGGCAAGAGUUUGGAAACAAUUUCCUAAGCAAGACAACUGUCAAAGAUGAAAAAUUGGAUAAGAAGAUAAAAAAAGAGCAAGUAAAAACAGAAGUGCCUGAUAAAAAAUCGGAAAAAGAAGUAAAGCAAAGUGAAAAAAGGAAGGCAGCGCCGAAAAAUGAUGAGCCACCAAAGAAGAAGUUAAAACCAAAAGAAAAUAAAUCGAAACAAGCGAAACAAAACCCAGAGGCAAAAAAGAAGUUACGCGCCGAAGAAAAUAAAUUGAAACAAGCUGAACAAAGUACAGUGAAAAAGAAGUCACAAGUCAAAGAAAAUAAAUUGAAACAAGCGAAACAAACCCCAGUGGCAAAGAAGAAAUAA
Molecule: messenger RNA, 468 nt
Organism: Phymastichus coffea
Lineage: Eukaryota; Metazoa; Arthropoda; Insecta; Hymenoptera; Eulophidae
Exons: 2
Coding region: 1-468 (155 amino acids)
Source: RefSeq, a predicted model, not a curated record